Molecule: messenger RNA, 1355 nt
Organism: Acaromyces ingoldii
Lineage: Eukaryota; Fungi; Basidiomycota; Exobasidiomycetes; Exobasidiales; Cryptobasidiaceae
Exons: 4
Coding region: 24-1355 (443 amino acids)
Source: RefSeq, a predicted model, not a curated record
CUGAUGCACUGGACGAUGUCGUCAUGCUUUUUUCCAUCUUCUCCACAGCGGCAGCCAUGGUGAGCACCCGAGGUUCCAAAGGGAACAGGAAGAUCGAUGAGAUGCUGGAGAAAACGGGUGGUGAGCGCCACGAUCUCGAAGACGGCGAGGCGCAGAGCAAAGGUACGGCAGGGCACGCCAAGGAUGACCGCAUCGAAAGCGACGAAGCAGCGAACAGGACUAAGGCCAAGAAGAGAAGCGAGCCCGAGACUACUAGGAAAGAAGAAUGUGCGAGUUCAAAGAGGAGUAAGAUUGAAGAAGACGACGCAAAAUUGAUGGCCAAGGUCAAGCCAGGUGACGAGGAAGGGGACGGUGGCGAAGAGGGCGUCAAGUGGAAGGUGCUCGAGCGCGGGCACAUCUUCUACUUCUACAGGCCCAAAGUUCAGCCAGCAGACGGGGCCGAAGCGGGCAAGGCAACCGAGUCGAUUGAUGGCGUGCAAAGUACACACAUGCUUCUGCUCCCAAAAGCGAGCGAAUCGCCUACGACGCCGGUGUCUGUGGAGGGGCAAGGGCAAGACAAGUUUCAGAAGCCUUCUGCUACAUCGGGAGAGCUGGCUCGGAGGCAAGGCGUAGGAUACCGUUUGAUUCGUCUGGGCAAGAAGCGCAUGCCGGCACCAGAGGCCGCCGUGGCUCGCGGUUUAGAGCCUGGAGGCGUUGGAGGCGAUUCGCAGGAGGCCAUCUGGGCGUGCGUCUCAGACAUUGGCCCGGACCCAGGUACGCUAUCAGGCGAGAUGGGCGAGAAGAGGUAUAGUACCCGAACCCGGGGAGACAGGCUGGUUGCGCCUAGUCGAGCAGUAGGAAGGGGCCACUAUCUCAUCAGCGUCUCGCUCCGAGAUCCGCCAUCAUCAAAGCAGGUUCGCCUUUCCUAUGCCCUUUCGCACCCCAGCGAGGCUCAAAUGGGCAGCGUUCAAGAGGAGCUCGGUUUGGAGCAAGAGUCAAGCGUGAUACUGCAGAUGAGGAAUCCAACGACCACAGACGGCUCCAUUGGUCUAGAAUCCGCCGAUAGAGUCAAAAUGAACCAAGGGGAGCUCGAUCAGACCUUUGGCGGAAGUGCAGGCAGUCAAGGUGCGACCAACUAUGCAAGGCCCGAAGACCUGUCGCUUCUGGAUCGCGAGGGCGUCGAACUUCUCAUGAUUCGAGAGCGAAUCCAGGCGCAGCACAGCCUCAAGACAGGCGCAGGCGACAGUCAAGGCAAAGCCCUCCAAACAGCAGCUAAAGCAGAUGGCAAAAGGCUCUCCGUGGUCGAUGUACUGGAAGAACUCCAACUGAGUGCAGAGGAGAAUCCACCACAGGCUCUCGAGGGGCAGUGGAUUUGA